CAACAUUUUAGAAGUCAUCACAACUGUUGUGGAAUACUAAUUCUAUUUUCUUAAAUCCAUGAGACUUUAUUAUUUAAUUUGUUGUUUCAUUCAAUAUUUUAUCAUUUUAACAAUUCACAUUGAGGUGAUCUGUUCAACAAUAGAGUUAAGUCAACAACAGCAACAACAAGAUCGUUUGGCAACAUUUUCAUUAAAAUUUUUAGAAUUUCAUAAUCAUGCACAUCGACGUAUUGAUGGUAGUUGUUGUGGUCGUCCUAGACAGUCAUCUUCAUCAACAACUAUAAAAGUAGAAACAGAAAUAUGCAAGGCAGAAUGUGCAUUGGAAUUUCGUAUCUGUAUUGAACCUUAUACAACAAUCAGCAUAUUAUCAAAUAGUACAAAAAUUUAUAAUGGUCCUUGUAUGUAUGGUGAAGUAUACACUAGUCACUGGGGUAAUACAGAUAUUACAUAUGGUUUAUUAGAAGCUAGUGUACACUCUAUUGGAAUUAUACAUCCAUGGCCGCGUUUAUUCACAGUUAUAUUAGAAGCGUAUGAUUUAGUCAAUCGUAAUGAGAAAUAUUUAAUUGAUCGAGCUAUACAUCGUGGUCUAUUACGUCCAUUAAUUUCUUCGACGAAAUCAUUAAAUCUCUCCACAGAUUGGCAUCAAGUUACUAUAUCCACACAAUAUUCUGGUUAUACAUUUUGUAUUCAAUUAACAUGUGAAUUAAAUCAUUAUGGUAAUGAUUGUACUAAAGUAUGUCAAGUCAAUGAGAAUCAUACCAAAUUUAAAUGUGAUGCAAAUGGUGAUAAAAUAUGUGAACCUGGUUGGAGUGGAAUUGAAUGUGAUAAAGCAAUAUGCAAUAUUGGUUGUCAUCCAGUUCACGGAACUUGUUCAAGACCAGGAGAAUGCGAUUGUGCAACUGGUUGGCAAGGUCCACUUUGUGAUGAAUGUAUCAAAUAUCCAGGAUGUAAACAUGGAACAUGUAAUGAUGCACCAUUUACAUGCCGUUGUUUACCUAAUUGGGGUGGAUCAUUUUGUGAUCAAGAUUUGGAUUAUUGUGGACGACAUCAACCAUGUUUAAAUAAUGGAAUAUGUAGAAAUUUGAAUUCUUCAUAUUCAAAACCAUUCAAUUGUAGUUGUACACGUGAUUUUACAGGGGAAUAUUGUGAAAUAAAAUUGGCACCAUGUACAAUUGAUCCAUGUAAACGUGGUCGUUGUAUAUCAACAGAUAACAUCACUUAUGAAUGUGAAUGUCAACCAGGAUGGCGUGGUGAUCAUUGUGAAGAGAAUAUUGAUUAUUGCCUAAUCAAUACAUGUUUAAAUGGUGGAACAUGUCAAGAUUUAGAUGGUCCUGGUUUCCAAUGUUUAUGUCCACCUGGUUUUAAAGGAUCUAAUUGUCAAUUAAGAUCACCAUGUAGUAAUUCACAAUGUGUUCAUGCAGUCAAUUGUAAACAAUUAAUACAACCAGUAAAUGGAAUUGAUUAUGAAUGUAUGUGUCAACCUGGUUGGACAGGACAAUUUUGUGAUCAAAAUAUUGAUGAUUGUGUUGACAAAUGUAAAAAUGGAGGAACAUGUCACGAUCUUCUAGAUGAUUUCUAUUGUACUUGUCCAAUUGGAUUUGAAGGUAGAUAUUGUGAAAUUAAUCGUGAAUGUUCUAGUAAACCAUGUCAAAAUAAAGGAAUUUGUCAUGAAAUUCCUGGUGGUUAUUUAUGUGAAUGCCCAAAUGGAUUUAUAGGACAAAAUUGUGAAAUUUCAAUCAAUGGAUGUAAUCCAAAUCUUUGUCAAAAUGGUGCUUAUUGUUAUACAUUAUCUACUGGUUUCUAUUGUAAAUGUUCAGAACAUUUUUAUGGACAAUUCUGUGAACACCGACGACCAUAUUGUGGACCAGAUGGUUGUGAUACAUUAAUGGAUCCAUGUUUAAUUAUGUUAAUGAUGCAAAAUAAUGAUACAUUCUCAUAUCCCACUUCGUUUUCCUCCUCGUUGACAUCGUCAUCUUCAUCAGUAUUAACCCAUCAACAAUCAAUAAUGAUUCCAAGAAAUUCAACUCCAUCAAAUAUGGAUAAUUUAUUAAUUAGUCAUCAUGAGAUUACAUAUCCUUAUGGUGUAUGUGGUCAACAUGGUACAUGUAUUAGUACAGACCAUGGAGAUUAUAAAUGUAUUUGUGGUACUGGUUAUCAAGGAAAAUAUUGUCAUCAAUCAAUUAAUUAUUGUGAAACGAUGCCAUGUAUGAAUAAUGGUAUAUGUAUAAAUGGUUUAGAAGGUUAUGAAUGUAUAUGUGAAGAAGGAUUUAAUGGUGUACAAUGUGAAAAUCCUAUUGAUUUAUGUCAACCAAAUCCAUGUCAAAAUGGUGGCUAUUGUCAGCAUACAUUAUAUCCAGGUGAUUUUCAAUGUCAUUGUCCACCAGGUUGGUCUGGUCGUUGGUGUGAAUUUCAAACAGAUAAUCCAUGUAAUAUGGCUAAAAUUUGUUUUAAUAAUGGUAAAUGUCAACAAGAUCAUUUAAGUCCUGCAUUAUUUAAAUGUGAAUGUGAUAAAGAAUGGAUUGGAUCUGUUUGCCAGUUACGUCGACCAGAAACAAGAUCAUGUGUACAAGAAAAUCUAUGCAAAAAUGGUGCUACAUGCGUUGAUUUAGGUAAUAGUUUUAAUUGUAUUUGUCGUCCUGGUUUUGAUGGUCAAUAUUGUGAAAAUGAAAUUAAUGAAUGUAAUUCAAUGCCAUGUUACAAUAAUGGAACAUGUAAAGAUCUUAUUAAUUCUUUUGAAUGUGAUUGCCCUAAAGGUUUUAUUGGAACUGAUUGUAGAAUAAAUGUUAAUGAAUGUGCUUCAUAUCCAUGUUCAUUUGGAUCAACAUGUAUUGAUCGUGUUGGAACAUAUGAAUGUAUUUGUCCAGAACAACGAUAUGGUCAACAUUGUGAUGAAGUAAUUAUUGAAACGGAACCAAAACCACCAGCAUGUAAUUUUUAUGGUCGAAUUUAUGAUCAUAAUGAUAAUUGGACUUAUAGUUGUCAACGUUGUCAUUGUAAUAAAGGACAAAUUAUAUGUACUGAUGAUUUUUGUGGUUAUUGGUCAUGUUUACAAGUAAUUGAAAAAAAUGAUCGUUUUGCUUGUAAAUCAAAUGAAAUUUGUCAUAUUAUAUCAUCUAGUUUAAAUGAUGAAUGUUUUAUACCACCAUGUUAUUUACGUACAAUUUGUUUAAAUGCUAAUCAAUCAAUUACGGAACAAUUAAAAAAGCUAUUACCAAAUUAUCAUUUUAAAUUAGCAUUACCUAAUUGUCGACCAAAUAAUUUUAUAUUAAAUAAUCAUUGUGCUAGAUUAUUAUUACAUUUUUCAAAAUUACGUAUGUCUUAUUCAAUUACUGUAAAUGACGUAUGUAAUGCUGUGAAAAAUUUACCAUCAUUAAAAAAAUAUCAUCAAUAUGAAAGUGACCGAAUAGGUAUCGGUAUAAGUUGUGAUAUAAAAGUGGAUUACUUUAGAAAACAACAAAAUAUCAUAGAAGUAACACUCAGUUCAUUGAAUGAUCAAAUCCGAAUUGGUUCAGAUGGUAGAGAAUAUUCAUUUAUUCAUGAAUUAGCUAGAAAUUUAUCUAAAGAAGCUUAUUUAGCUGCAUCAACUAAUUUAAAAUUGCGUAAAAACAAUUUAAAAUUAUCCAAUAAUGGAAGUGACAGUAAUUAUGAGUAUGCCAAUAAUGACAGUAACCAUGAUGAUGAUGAUGAUGAGGAGGAGAAGGAGGAGGAGGUUAUACCGUUACCACCAAUGUCUAUGAUUUUAGGCACUGAUCAAUUGGAUAAUUAUUGGCAUAGAGUUUUACUUGGUAUAAUUGAAAUUCAAGUUGAUACAGUAGUUGUAAAUGAAAAUGAUUUUGGUUCACGUUUAUUGGUCCCUAUAAUAUGUGCUACAAUCUUAAUGAUUGCAUUAAUCUGUAUCUUUAUUAUAUGUUGCUAUUCACAAAGAAAACGUCGUGAACUCCUUAUGAAAUAUGCAACAACAACAAUAGCGCCUAAUAAUGAACCAUCAUCAAAUUUAAUUCAAAAUUUAUCAGACAGUAAUAAUCAUUCAAAGAAUUUAACUAAUCCAAUCAAUAUAACAUCGAUCCAUCAAAAUUACCCUUCAUAUCAUCCACAAUUCAUAUGUGAAUCAACAUUACAGUCGAAAAGAUUUUUAUCAUCACAAUUUCAUUAUAAUAUAAAUGGAAGGAGAGUAUUAGCUCAUAAUGAUAAUAAUAAUAUCACCAGUAAUAUUCCACAAGGAGUAUGUACAGUCAAUACAAAUCGAGUAAAUAUGAAUCAAUACAGUGGACCAGUUAUGAUUUAAGUAGUAUAUAUGAAAUUAAUAAAAGAUAUGAUAUUAAUAUUCUACAACUAUUAUUGAAAGAAAAGAAAUUGAUAGAAGAACAUUCAUCUAAAUUAGAUGGAAUAGUUUCAUAGUAUUUCGGUGACGAACUGAUGAAAGACAUUAAAUAGGAAGGAGAAGAAUGUAUUUGUAAAUUCUUAACGACGACUGAAUUUGAAGUAAUUCCAAGGAACAAGCAUUGAUAAGAUUGCUAGAGCGAAAAGUUGAAGUCACUUCAGAUUCAUUCGUUGAGAUUUUACAAAUAUAUUCUUCUUUUUCAUAGUUGAAAGCAUGAAUUAAUUAAAGCUAGACCACAGAGGAAAACCCUGGAAACACUGAACGACCGUUUUGUAUCAUUGUGGGACUCCUCAGUAGUGUACAUCCAAUAUUUCGCCUCGCGAGAUUUGAACCCACAAUAGAACGAAACAGUCGUCCAGUGCUUCCAGGUUUUCCUUGGUGGUCUAGCUUCAAUUGACUCAUGCUUUUAACUAUGAAAAUAAUAAAUCUUCACAAAACCCCUUCUGAUUCUUCUUCCUAUUGAAAAGUAAAUUAAUUUUUGAACUGUAAAUAUUUUCAUAGAAAUUUAUUAUAAUUAAAACGACAUUCGAGAAUAGGCUUAACAAGAGAUUGAAGAUUUGUUAAACGGUUCAACUUUGAAAAUUUCUUUAUGAACUCUUACUUACUUAUGCCUGUUACGUCCAAUGGAGCAUAGAUCGCUGACCAGCAUUCUCCAACCCAUUCUGUCCUGGGCCAUUUUUUUCUAUUUCUAUUCAGCUUUUGUUCAUUCUUCUCUUGUCUGCCUCCAGUUCUCGGUAUUGAUUGAUAUCGACAUUGUAAAUAUUAUUUUAGAACGUAGACCUUUCUUUCUUUUUUCGUUUUGAAUUCUCUAACAAAUUACCAUUGUAGUAAAAAUGAAGAUAAUUAAUCAAUAUCAGUCAUCUUUGAUUUG
This is a messenger RNA of Schistosoma rodhaini, 5252 nucleotides long. The record is from the annotation of a GenBank genome assembly. Lineage: Eukaryota; Metazoa; Platyhelminthes; Trematoda; Strigeidida; Schistosomatidae.